AGCCACAGCAUGAUGCACACUGAAAAAGCAGAGCAGUGAACAUCUCUGAGUUAGAUUAGGUGAAAUCACAAAACAGCAUGUCUGAAGUUAUUUACUCUAAACUAAACCUCAGCAAGAACGUUAGAUUUCAGAGGGGCAAGAAAGAGGACGGAAAUGCAGACCUCUCUGAUAACACCUAUGAUGUAACGAUUUAUGACAACAACUUGGCAGAAGAAAGUACGACGCCAAAACGAGAGGAAAACCUUACAGAGGAUCAACAACAAAUCACUGUGACUUCAGAAAAGAGGAAAUUUCUUCGAGUUGCUGCAGUGUUUCUGGGGCUGCUGUGUCUUUUGCUCCUGGCUGCUGUCAUCGUCCUUUUGGUCCUAUUGAUUCAAGAUAAAAGCAGCUGGAACACUGAGAGAAGGGAACUGAUGACGAACAUUGCUGAAAUGCAACGCCUCAGUGCCAGCCUGAGCAAACUACAAGAACAGUUUGAUGCUCAUUUUCAACAAGGAUGGGUGCAUUUCAACCACAGCUUCUAUUAUAUUUCUUCUAUGAAGAAAACCUGGGAAGACAGUAGAAACGACUGUAUGCAUAAAGGUACAGAUCUGGUGGUUAUCGACAGUGAAGAAGAACAGAACUUUACAGAAAGAUUUGCAGGUCCCGUAUGGAUUGGAUUGAAAUACAAGAACGAAGCGUGGAAGUGGGUGGAUGAGACUCCACUAACCCAAAGUGACUGGCUACCUGGGGAGCCUAAUGGUGCUGAGACAGGCGAACACUGCGCAGAAAUCCUGCACAAUAAAGAUGGCAAAGGAUGGAAUGAUGCACGAUGCGCAGAUACAAAAACCUGGAUCUGUGAAAAAAAAGUGGCUCUAUAAAUCAACAAAUAAAACCCCGUAAAGCUGACAUGCGCUUCAAAUUCAGCAUGACUGCACAAAAUCACUUUCAUUAACAAUAAUUUCUGGACGGCUGUUUCACAAUCCUACAGCUCGGUACUGUGUGUGUGAUCAUGUUGGAUUUUGGAUACGGAGGCGUGAUGUCAUGAUCAAUUUACAGGACAUGCAUGCAGGCUAAUUAGACAGAAUAGUUUCUGUCUGGCUUUUUUAUACAUACAUCACAGAAAAAUGAAAGUUUGCACAGCAUAAACUUGGCUGUUGUCAUGUCUUUAUGGGGAUACUGAGAUACAUGCUGUGAAGCAUAAGUGAUAUUUCUUGUCAGAGACCUAGUCCAUAAGCAUCCCCCUAUAGUGAAAGACCCGCCUGAAUGAUGAGUAACUAGCUGAAGUUAUUUCACAUCAGUGGAUUUAACUAUCUUGAUGUGGUUGCUUAACAUGAUGCCUAAAGAAAAGUGGAGAAAUGUUGAUCAGAUUGACACUGAUAUUGUAUAUGUCCUAGUUGAUUUUUUGCAUUCCAGUUUUUUUUUAAAAAGUGCUUUUUAAAUGUACACAUAGGAGAAUGUAGCAAAAUGUAGUCUAAUUUACAUAUAUUUUGUGAUAUGUUAGGCUUUGAAUGUCUCUUUCUCUCUCUUUCUCUCUCUGUCCCUCUUUAUAUUCAUAUAUAUACAAUUUUAAGUUACAGUUUGUUUGCUUUUUGCACAUAAAAUGGAGUUUGGAGAAACAAUGAUUUAGUGUUUGUCACAGAAAGCAUUUGAAAAGUGAUCCACACUUUGGUUCACAUUGAUUUUUGUUGUGCUGUAUGUGUGAAAUUAACUUGAUAUUGAGAAAUAUGUUUUUGUCAGUUGUUAAAUAUUAAAACUUAGAAUCUGUGUUUAACAGUGUACCUUUGUGCCUAUGAAGAGAUACAUAAGAUUAAUUGUAUUUGGAUCCCAAUGAUUUGGAGUAUGUCUCCAUGAAGGGCUAGCAGCUACAGUUACUGUAUGUUACAUAAUGUAACAAGUCUCUCAUGAACCGAAACUAAGGUCUGCAUCAUGCAAAUGUAGCUCUCAUAAUCUUUUCUAACUCAUUCAGUGCAAAUAUAUGAAAUUAGAAGUUUAUGCAUGAUAUUGUUGUGUUUUAUUUAAUAAAAUGUAUUUUAUUCCCA
Messenger RNA from Acanthochromis polyacanthus (spiny chromis), 2021 nucleotides. RefSeq names its product CD209 antigen-like protein E. Lineage: Eukaryota; Metazoa; Chordata; Actinopteri; Pomacentridae. The transcript is spliced from 6 exons. Bases 78 to 860 code for a protein of 260 amino acids. The record is from RefSeq and is a predicted model, not a curated record.